AAUGCUUGAGAUGCUAUUUCUCCCUGAAUCGACUCUAAUGCAGCCAAUAGGGGCAGCUAUUCAGGGGAGUAAUGAGACAAUAUCUUUUUAUGAAGAUGCAUGGAAAAGCAAAUGGAUUCUUUGAUUCUCAUUCGAUCUCAUCGACUGUCAUCACCAGCCUUUCUUUUUACCCACCAGAGUCUUGGCCCCGUUACAGCACAGCAGACGUCCUUUCUUUUCAGAGCGGAGAUUCAACGAACUGGAGGCAACAAAACCGUAUUCCUGCGAAUGAAGAGACAACAAGCGAAGAUAGGACUUGCGCAACUGGUGGUUGUCGCCAUCACAGCCAGCUCCUUGUAUACCGCUAACUGGAGUUUGGUUAAUGCAGGGCCUAAUAACAAUGCUGCGCAAGUAACUUGGGCGGCACCCAACCUUUGCAAAAAUGCCCAAACGGUUGAUCUUCUGUCGGGAUCGCUUGAGUAUUCUUUUUCGGCUUCUGGCGUCAGGCCGCUGCGGGAUCAAGGUUUACGAUGCUCCGAGGCAUCUGGCCGAGGAAAGGUCCGCCUAGAGGACCUCGAGUCUGCAUUCGACACACCCACCUUCCAAAGUCACUCCGAGGCCACAUCAAGCAGAAAAUCUCAAGAUGGAAAGCCAUACGACUGCACGGUUUCCGUCGAUGCUGCAGUGGAUGCAUCGUUCGCCCUGCUGGGGGAGAUAAAUGAUGUCCUUGCAACGUAUCCGGACCAGUCUCCCGUGCUUGAACCUCUAACUAAGAUUCUCAUUAUGCCAUCCCGAGCUGACGACCACCAAUCGAUGGUGACGGCGAUGCGCACACUUGAGACGGGUUUGAUCGGCUUCCACCACAUCUCUCAGUACUUGCCUGAGCGAACAGUCCAAACCUAUCUUCUCAAUGUGAUUGCAAAGGCAGAGAUAUUGCGCCGACACGCCGGUGACCUGGUUAGAUGCGAGAAUGAAUCCUCCUUUUUCGACUUAAAGGCCUCCAAGCCGCGGCCAAGCUGCAAGGCUGUGCAGACGCUGUACGAUGUCUACUUUGGUCAAAUCAAGUUCAAGAUCGAGGCUCGUAUCGCGGCUGCUGGCGAUUCCGAAUCCAUGACUACGAACAAACCUUUGUUGCAGACAACGCUGUCGUCGUUACAGUUCCAGAUCGCAGGCGCUUAUCUGACUCAUCAAGGUACUCAAGAAUUGACAGAGCAGCUAGAGCACUUGGACUCGUCCGAGGACAUAGCAUCUUUGGCGAACAUGAUGAGAUUGGCGAUCGGAGCAGGGGAUGUGCUUCAAGCAUGCCAAGAGAAUGUACAAAAGAGCGCUGUGCGGAUGGCGGUGCGUAAAGAGUCCGUAUCGGACUUUGAGCAACUGAUUUACAGUCAUCUAGCAUUGACCACGAGGGGAAAGGACCCUUCCAUCCGGAUCGGGAUGGGGCAGGAUUCGACGAACACUCUAGCUGCCAUGUACGCAGGUUGUCAGCCGCUCUUGGAAGAUGCCAUCAGAUCUACUAGAGCCGCGGAAGAGAAUCUUAGGACAUGGUGGGAUCAACCAACAACGGGCGCUAAAAUAGUCCAGAUGACUCUAUUGCAAUAUGUUGAAAGGAUUCAGGAUCAUUUGAAAAAACCAUUCGAGGACAGGGCCGAUGUCGAACUGCGUCAGCUGGAGAUGGUAGUAGCUAUCCUGGUCAAGAUGAUCAAGGACGUGCUUUCCUCGAGUGCCUACAGCGUGAUGAAGACAUCGCUUGGCCCACUACAGCAGCUGGAGUUCAAGGUGCACAGGUUGUACAGCUGCGUGUUGAGCGGCUUCCCUUCAACAUCUUCGUUUGCGUCGCGCGAUCCUGAAGGGUCCAAGGGCUUUAUUGAUUCUGAUGCCCUGACUGCCAGAAGCAGGUCUAGUCUACAAUGCGACCUUUUGGCGGGGGCUUAUCGGGGCUCGUUGGCUUAUGUCCUCAAGAAAAUUGGAUUCGUUUCUAGAAAGAAGCAUGCUGAUAAGGUCGUCCUUGCACGCUUGCAGUCAAGUAUUCAAGGCUUGGCAGAGGCUGCCGCCUUAUGGGACGAGGAUGGGGACGCAGUAGUGAAGAGCAAGGCGGUCGAAUCUCUCCAGAUAUCGCUUCAGGAAAUCUUGCGUAAAUCCCAAUCUACGCGUUUCAGGAUACUGCAGGAGUUGUCCGAGUAUGUACCGUUCAUGUUCGCACAGGCUAACUCACUGCAGGCUUGCUCCAAUGUCUGGCGAGCGACACGAGGCAUGGAGACGGAUAGAUAUGACGGCAAGGACGAUAUGGAUGACAGAGACUUUGACAAGGAACUGAAGGAGGAGGGACCAGCUGCAGCAGUCGGAUGAAUGAAGUUGCGGUGCAUUGGGCAGUCUACAGUAACAGUAGACUAGACUAAAGCAGAUGGAUGUGGAUGAUAUAAGAUAUGAAGAUUCGAUAUGAGCU
Gamsiella multidivaricata is the source of this 2422-nucleotide messenger RNA. RefSeq lists its product as uncharacterized. Bases 100 to 2325 code for a protein of 741 amino acids. The record is from RefSeq and is a predicted model, not a curated record. The transcript has 2 exons. Lineage: Eukaryota; Fungi; Mortierellomycota; Mortierellomycetes; Mortierellales; Mortierellaceae.